This is a messenger RNA of Enhydra lutris kenyoni (northern sea otter), 2847 nucleotides long. Its product is annotated as RAB11 family interacting protein 4. Gene Ontology annotation, molecular function: calcium ion binding. The record is from RefSeq and is a predicted model, not a curated record. Lineage: Eukaryota; Metazoa; Chordata; Mammalia; Carnivora; Mustelidae. Gene Ontology annotation, biological process: endocytic recycling; regulation of cytokinesis. The coding region runs from base 1 to 1908 and encodes 635 amino acids. Gene Ontology annotation, cellular component: endocytic vesicle; cleavage furrow; midbody. The transcript has 15 exons.
AUGGCGGGCGGCGCGGGCUGGGCGGGCGCCCCCGCGGCUCUGCUGCGCUCCGUGCGCCGCCUGCGCGAGGUGUUCGAGGUGUGCGGCCGCGACCCCGACGGCUUCCUGCGCGUGGAGCGCGUCGCGGCGCUGGGGCUGCGCUUCGGCCAAGGCGAAGAGGUGGAAAAACUUGUGAAAUACCUGGAUCCCAACGACCUGGGGAGAAUCAACUUCAAGGACUUUUGCCGAGGGGUGUUCGCCAUGAAAGGGUGUGAGGAACUGCUGAAGGAUGUGUUGUCGGUGGAGAGCGCGGGGUCGCUGCCCUGCACGCCGGAGAUCUCAGACUGUGUGGAGCAGGGCAGCGAGGUGCCAGGCCUGACCUUUGCUGAUGGCGAGCUCCUCCCCAGGGACCCCGGCUUCUUUCCCGAGGACGAGGAGGAGGCUAUGACACUGGCUCCACUCGAGGGCCCCCCCGAGUCAGACAUGGACAGCCCCAUGGAGAGCACCCAGAGCCUGGAGGGGUCAGUCGCUGAGGAGAAGGACGGAGGUCUCGGGGGCCUGUUCCUGCCAGAGGACAAGUCCCUGGGCCAUACUCCGUCCAUGACCACGUCAGACCUCUCCACACACUCCACCACCUCGCUCAUCAGCAAUGAGGAGCAGUUUGAAGACUAUGGUGAGGGGGACGACGUGGACUGUGCCCCCAGCAGCCCCUGCCCCGAUGAUGAGACCAGGACCAACGUCUACUCGGACCUGGGAUCUUCAGUGUCUUCCAGCGCGGGGCAGACUCCUAGGAAAAUGCGCCACACCUACAACAGCGAAUUGCUGGAUGUUUACUGCUCUCAGUGUUGCAAGAAAAUCAACCUGCUGAAUGACCUGGAAGCCCGACUGAAAAACCUGAAGGCCAACAGCCCUAACAGGAAGAUCUCUAGCACAGCCUUCGGACGGCAGCUCAUGCAUAGCAGCAACUUCAGUAGCAGUGACGGCAGCACUGAGGACCUGUUCCGCGACAGCAUUGACUCCUGUGACAAUGACAUCACGGAGAAGGUGAGCUUCCUGGAAAAGAAGGUGACCGAACUGGAGAAUGACAGCCUAACCAACGGGGACCUGAAAAGCAAGCUGAAGCAGGAGAACACGCAGCUGGUGCACAGGGUGCACGAGCUGGAGGAGAUGGUGAAGGAUCAGGAGACCAUGGCCGAGCAGGCCCUGGAGGAGGAGGCGCGGCGGCACCGAGAGGCCUACAGCAAGCUGGAGAGGGAGAAGAGCACGGAGAUCGAGCUGCUCAACACCAGGGUGCAGCAGCUAGAGGAGGAAAAUGCUGAGCUCAGAACAACAGUGACCCGGCUCAAGGCACAGACGGAGAAGCUGGACGAGGAGCGGCAGCGCAUGUCCGACCGGCUGGAGGACACGAGCCUGCGGCUCAAGGAUGAGACUGACCUGUACAAGCGCAUGAUGGACAAGCUGCGGCAGAACCGCCUAGAGUUUCAAAAGGAACGGGAGGCGACACAGGAGCUCAUCGAGGACUUGCGGAAGGAGCUGGAGCACCUGCAGAUGUACAAGCUGGACUGCGAGCGACCGGGCAGGGGUCGCAGCUCGUCCUCCAGCCUGGGCGAGUUCAGCGCCAGGGCCCGCGAGGUGGAGCUGGAGCAUGAGGUCAAGCGGCUCAAGCAGGAGAAUCAUAAGCUGCGGGAUCAGAAUGAUGACUUGAAUGGACAGAUCUUGAGCCUCAGCCUCUAUGAAGCAAAGAACCUCUUUGCCACCCAGACCAAAGCCCAGUCUCUGGCUGCAGAAAUAGACACAGCCUCUCGUGAUGAGCUCAUGGAAGCCCUGAAGGAGCAGGAGGAGAUCAACUUCCGGCUGAGGCAGUACAUGGACAAGAUAAUCCUCGCCAUCCUGGACCACAACCCCUCCAUCCUUGAGAUCAAACACUGAGACAAGGGCUGGCUGCAGAGCAGCCUUGGGGACUCAGACCCCCGGACCCUGGGACCAAGGGGCAGACCCUGCUUGGGGAUGCAGCCCAAGCCGGGCCACACACGCACUCGCGUGUGCGCAUGUGUGUGCGUGAGUGCACACACACACACACACACACACACACGCACACUGUAAAUGUAUCUCCGGCCACCACGUCAUGUGUACUGGUGUGUAUGUGGGGGAAGCCGUGCACACAGCAAGGGGUGAGCGUGGGGCCGUGGGUGUGACAUCUGUGCCCUUCCUGUCCCCUCAUUCUGUGGCCUGUCUGCAGGGGCAGAUGGUCCAGGAUGUGGGAGGGGCAAGGUCUGCGAUCGGGAGUUACUGUAAUAACAAGAACUGGAAGAUGGCGUCUCAGAUACUGGACAAAAAUGAUUCUACCUCUGGGGAGGAGGAUUAAAACAUGCUCUAGUGAGACAAGCUCUUUCACACCAGUCCCCGUUCCCUCUGGGAGUGGGAGCCGAUGUCUGAUCUUUUUCAGGAACUCGAAUGCCCGACGACUACAUCCUCCCCAACCUUUGACCACCUUUGAAGCCUAGGUGCUCAGGCCCUCCCAGAGCCCCCUCCCCAGCUGGCAGCCCCCACGAUCCUUGGGCACUGUGUGUCCAAAGGACUCAGGCCUGCAGAGGCCCAGGUAGCGUGGGGCGACCUUCAUUCCAAGAGUUCUUGGUAUUUUUAGAGUUCCCUGUACACCUCCCCAUCCCCGCUUACCUACCUCUUUCUGUUUUAUUUUUAAGACCGUGAAAAAUAAGCAGCAUUUAACUUGGGUGUACAAUGAAGGGAUUCAAAGGAAGGAGCCGGGGGACACUGUACGUGUUGGCAUGGGCCAUCCAGAGACCUGCUUUUCAGAGAGGAGCACGCUCACACCCCUGUUCGUUUCCUUCCCGCUGCUGCGUCCUAGGA